Molecule: messenger RNA, 1113 nt
Organism: Suillus bovinus
Lineage: Eukaryota; Fungi; Basidiomycota; Agaricomycetes; Boletales; Suillaceae
Product: ferredoxin reductase-like C-terminal NADP-linked domain-containing protein
Exons: 5
Coding region: 1-1038 (345 amino acids)
Molecular function (GO): oxidoreductase activity
Source: RefSeq, a predicted model, not a curated record
AUGACUCGGGGCGCCACUGAUAUCGUCCGCCCGCAUAUGCGAAGCACUCUGUCCUUCGUCGUACGAAUAGUGUCCCUCGUCGAUUUGCAUCAAAUUACUGGAAUCAAAUUGGUAGUGAAUACCGAGCCCAGCGAGAAGGCAACGAGAAGAUCAUUACAGAGAGCAACAACAAUACUGCUCCUAGGAGGCACAUCUGCUGCUGUCGCCGCUUAUCUUCUUUUACCUGACAUCUCCCGAGGCGCACCAACUCGUGACAACAUACCACUCAGUCCGUCUCACUUCACACCAGCGAAACUCAUUUCCGAUCUCUUCGCACCAAUCUGGUCUGUCUUCAUCAAAGACGAUGACAUACAAGUGGAGCGACCUUACACUCCACUCGAUGGGGUAGACGAAAACGGAAAUAUGAGAUUUUGGAUCAAAAGAUAUCAACAUGGCGAAGUCAGCCGGUGGUUGUACUCGAAACAAGUCGGGGAUACCAUCGAAAUUCGAGGCCCUCUCAAAACAUGGUCUUGGAAGGAUGAUGCUUGGGAUGAGAUCAUUUUGAUAUCUGGAGGUACUGGGAUUACUCCGUUCUACCAGCUACUGCGUACCGUAUUCUCUGGCAAUUCAUCCUUUCAAGGCCGAAUCACACUGUUGCAUUCAUCAAGAACACCUUCUGAGCUGCCUCCGCGCGAUAUCCUUGAUCCUCUGUUAGAAUUCGCGCAGCGUAAUCCCGAGAAGUUCAAGCUGAAGUUAUUUGUUGACUCGUUUGGCGAAACCAAAGGUCAAAGUUUUACAGACCUAGAGGUACACAAGGGUCGCAUCGAUAAAAAUUCAAUACAUGGCGCUCUCCGUUCUGCCUCUCGUGUUCCUUGGUGGCGCGGUUUAUUUCCGCAAGAUAGUGAUGUCAGUGACCGAAAGAUACUGUUUUUGGUUUGCGGUCCUGAACAAAUGGUCGAGUCUAUCGCAGGUCCUUAUGGCCGGAACUACUCACAAGGGCCGGUAGGCGGAGUGUUGCAAUCAUUGGGAUACGAAUCGCGCCAGGUGUGGAAAUUAUAGAUAUCCGACACUUGCACAGCCGUGUGCUUCUCAGUUUCAAACCCUUUACAAUGGUGUCUCGUCCCCCACGGGAUC